UCGCUCUGACACCCCUCCGCUUGGCCAGAGCCCCUCAUUCCUGCUCAGAGAGGAAAGCAGCAGAGAUCCAGACUGAGCUCUCCACACAACCUGACCCGGCGCAGACAGCAUGUCUCAGCAUACACUGAUGUCAACACAGGAGAGGAAAAUGCAGGCCGCUGCUAUUUGUAGAGAGAUCCAUGCCACUGAUGAAGUAGAGAUGGAUCUAGGGAGGAAAGUUAGCGCACCGAGGGAGAUCAUGUUGGAGGAGCUUUCCUUAGCAUCAAACAGGGGCUCCCGUCUGUUCAAGAUGCGUCAGAAGCGCUCAGAGAAAUACACCUUUGAAAGUAUUCAGAAUGAAGCCAACACACAGCACAAUAUUGACGCCAUUUCUCCAGGUCCAAGUGCUGAAACCACAAACAUUUUAAGUAAUGAAAACUGUCUUGGAGUUGACCAGAGAGCCAAUACACUCAACCCUGAGACUAUUGCCCCAGGUUACGGUGGUCCCCUGAAGGAUGUUCCAGCAGAGAAGUUCAACUGUACAGCAAUGCCCAGAUCCCACCAGUCACCCUGGGAACAGGCCCUCAUUAGUGACCCCUCUCUGGCCGAAACGCUGGUCGCCCGCAUGCCUGAACCCCAAACCAGACAAGAGAUUCCUCAAUACAAGAGCUUCAACAGGGUGGCUAUUCCGUUCGGUGGUUUUGGGAAGGCACCCAAAGCCCCUGUUAAAUCUUUUGACGUGAACCCCAGCCUCCCCAUUCCAAGCCCCAUGCCUGCAUCACCCGCUCCGGUCAAACGGCCCACCUUCAACAGAACGGCCUCGGGCUGGGUGGCUGACAGCACCCCUCUGAUGCUUCCCAGCAUCCCCCUUGAGCCCAUUUCAUCCAUGUCUUCCACAUUUAUCCCCGAGUCAGAUGAACUCUGAGCGUUAUCCUUGUUUUUGAGAGCUUCACUGUCACUGGAAAAUACACUGGUCAAAUGUUUGGAAUAAUUCAGAUUUCUUUCUAAGUUUUCGAAAGAAACUUUUAUUGAAAAUUAUAUUUCAAAUAAUUUUGAAACAUUAUUACAAUUUAAAAG
Molecule: messenger RNA, 1056 nt
Organism: Sinocyclocheilus anshuiensis
Lineage: Eukaryota; Metazoa; Chordata; Actinopteri; Cypriniformes; Cyprinidae
Gene: myoz2a
Product: myozenin 2a
Exons: 6
Coding region: 110-904 (264 amino acids)
Cellular component (GO): Z disc; actin cytoskeleton
Molecular function (GO): FATZ binding; actin binding; telethonin binding
Source: RefSeq, a predicted model, not a curated record